AUGAAGGUUCUUUCACUUUUGGCCCAGGUUGCUCUGGUCCAGAGUACGCUCUGUCUUGCUGGAUAUACCAAUGAAUCGGAGGUUCCAUACUAUGGCCGAAGUCCAGCUGUUUACCCGUCGCCAAUCGGAAACGGCUCAACGAAUACCGCCUGGGAAGAAGCCUACCAGCGUGCCAAGACCCUAGUGUCUAAACUAACCGUGGAGGAGAAAACUAACCUGACUCGCGGUCAUGACGGCCAAUGCGUGGGGAACAGCGGCGCAGUCCCCCGCCUGUCGAUCCCUUCGCUUUGUUUCUCCGAUGCCCCUGACGGAGUGCGUGGCCAGGAAUUCGUCUCCGCCUUCCCUGCCGGCAUUCACGUGGCUUCCACAUGGGAUCGCUCGCUUCUGUAUCAGUAUGGCUAUGCCCUCGGCGAGGAAUAUCACGACAAAGGGGUCAAUGUGGCCCUGGGACCUGUCGCAGGUCCGUUAGGGAGAUUGGCCCGCGGUGGAAGGAACUGGGAAGGGUUGGGCGCAGACCCAUACCUGGCGGGAGUGGGCAUGGGCGCCAUUACCAAAGGAAUUCAAGAAGCGGGUGUCAUUGCCAAUGCAAAACAUUGGCUGCUGAACGAGGAAGAAUGGAGACGGAAUCCAGGGGAUAUGGGCGAGGCGUUGAGUUCAAAUGUGGAUGAUCGCACAUUGCAUGAGCUGUAUGCGUUCCCUUUCAUGGACUCUCUCAAGGAGGGCAUCCGCAGCGUGAUGUGCUCGUAUCAACGAUCGAAUCACUCUUAUGGAUGCCAGAACUCGAAGCUCCUCAACGGUGUUCUGAAGACUGAGUUAGGAUUCGAAGGGUUUGUCGUCAGUGACUGGGAAGCACAGCAUGCGGGCGUCGCAUCUGCCAAUGCUGGUCUCGACAUCGUCAUGCCUGAUGGUGGCUUUUGGGGCCGGAACCUGACUCGUGCUGUCAACAAUGGUAGUGUCACCGCAGACCGAUUGGACGACAUGGUAACUCGAAUCCUCGCCGCAUGGUAUUUGACCGGACAAGACGAGGGUUUCCCUGCCCCGGGGAUCUACUCGGAGGCCGAGAAGCACGAUCCCAUCGAUGUGCAGCGCGAUCAUGCCGACCUCAUCCAAGAAAUUGGCUCUGCCGGUACCGUGCUGGUCAAGAACGUCAACAGCACGCUCCCUUUCACCAACUCGACUAGGUUUUUGAGCGUUUACGGCUACGACGCGACUGUCAGCGCAUCGCCAUGGGCUAAUCCUUCCCGAUAUGGUGGCGGCUACGAAGUGAACUUCGGGUGGACGACCUUCAACGGCACUCUCUUCACGGGUGGUGGCUCUGGUGGCAGCACUCCGCCGUACGUCGUUAGCCCGUUCCAAGCACUUCAGGAGCGCACCGCUCGUAAUCGCGGGACUCUCCGCUGGGACUUUUACUCCGAGAACCCCACGCCUGCCUACGUGAACAGCGACGCCUGUCUGGUGUUCAUCAACGCGUACGCAUCCGAGGCCUUUGAUCGAACCUCCCUCACGGAUGAAUUCAGCGAUAACCUCGUCAAGAACGUUGCAACUAACUGUAGUAAUACCAUUGUGGUGAUUCAUUCAGCCGGUAUCCGUACCGUUGACGCCUGGAUCAACCAUCCUAACGUAACCGCCGUGCUCUAUGCCGGCCUACCGGGCCAGGAAAGCGGUCACUCACUUGCCGAUAUCCUUUACGGCGGCGUCAAUCCCUCGGGACGUCUACCGUACACUGUGGCCAAGAAUGAGUCCGACUACGGCUCUCUUCUCAACUCCACUAUCUCCUUUGAUGCUUUCCCGGAAGUUAACUUCACCGAGGGUCUAUACAUCGACUACCGCGCUUUUGACCGCAAGGAAAUCACUCCUCGCUUCGAGUUCGGUUUCGGUCUAUCCUACACCACGUUCAAAUAUUCUGACCUUCACGUGAAGUCCACGGGCAAUAGCACAUCAGCUCUUGUGGACCCGAGUAUUGCUGUCGUGCAAGGCGGACAUCCGGAGCUUUGGGAUACAUUGUUCGAGGUAACUGCGUCGAUCACUAACACAGGAGACGUGGCUGGCUCCGAAGUCGCACAACUCUAUGUUGAGAUUCCAAACGCGCCGGUUCGACAGCUUCGAGGGUUUGACAGAGUGCCAUUGAAAGCCGGGGAGACGAAAAAGGUCACUUUCCCGCUAACGCGUCGGGAUCUAAGUAUUUGGGAUGUCGUUGCGCAGCAGUGGAGGCUUCAGGCGGCGGAGUAUAAUGUUUUCGUUGGCGCGAGCAGCCGCAUUUUGCAUUUAAACGGAACUUUGCAGGUCGAGUAA
Aspergillus affinis is the source of this 2292-nucleotide messenger RNA. RefSeq names its product beta-glucosidase. NCBI's taxonomy places the organism in Eukaryota, Fungi, Ascomycota, Eurotiomycetes, Eurotiales, Aspergillaceae. Bases 1 to 2292 code for a protein of 763 amino acids. Gene Ontology annotation, biological process: glucan catabolic process. Gene Ontology annotation, molecular function: beta-glucosidase activity. The record is from RefSeq and is a predicted model, not a curated record. The transcript is spliced from 3 exons.